ACCUGGGGGCUCUCCGGACCCUUAAAUAGGACCUUCCAAGACUUGAUGAGUGCCGCUCCCUUCGCGGGGGUUGGGAAGCUGGGGUCCAGGAUCCGCCGGUCAUACCUGCCUCCCCGCGCGCUCGCUUGGAUCUUGGCCCUGGACCCUUCGGCGGGAUCUGUUUGGAAGAGUCGGGAGGCCCGCGUGUCGCUCCGCAGUUUGGACCUCAGUUUCCCCACUCGUAGGACUAGGCAGCGGGACGAUUCCUGAACGCACUGGUCCUUGCUUCCCCGGCAGGUGGAAAGGAACCCGCGCCGCGGCCUGAAAGUGGAACGCCAGUGACUGAGGCUUCGGGCCGGGGCCGCCAGUCGGACCGGGCGGGAGAGAUUCCGAAGAGAGCGCCAAGAGGCUCAGCGCUUGGAAUUCUCGCUUCUCUGAGCCCCGCUGCCCCCUCGCCGCCACCGCCGCAGCCUCCUCGGGCCUCGGCGCGAGUGAGGCUGCUUCUUAGCCCCGCACCCCAGGAGGCGCGCUGGCAGGGAAGCCACCACCGCGCCGCCUCUGCCUCUGCGCAGAACAAACGGUUAAAGAUUUUGGGCAGCGCCUCGCGGGGGGAGGAGCCAGGGGCCCAAUCCGCAAUUAAAGAUGAACUUUGGGUGAACUAAUUUGUCUGACCAAGGUAACGUGGGCAGCAACCUGGGCUGCCUAUAAAGCGGCGCGCGGCGGGGCUCGCAGCGCUGGCGGCGGCGGCAGGUGGCGCGGGAGGUCGCGGCGCGCCAUGGGGCUCCCCGCGCUGCUGGCCAGCGCGCUCUGCACCUUCGUGCUACCGCUGCUGCUCUUCCUGGCCGCGAUCAAGCUCUGGGACCUGUACUGCGUGAGCAGCCGCGACCGCAGCUGUGCCCUCCCCUUGCCCCCUGGGACUAUGGGCUUCCCGUUCUUUGGGGAAACACUGCAGAUGGUGCUGCAGCGGAGGAAGUUCCUGCAGAUGAAGCGCAGGAAAUACGGCUUCAUCUACAAGACACAUCUGUUCGGGCGGCCCACGGUGCGCGUGAUGGGCGCGGACAACGUGCGGCGCAUCUUGCUCGGGGAGCACCGGCUGGUGUCUGUGCACUGGCCUGCGUCCGUGCGCACCAUCCUGGGCUCCGGCUGCCUCUCCAACCUGCACGACUCCUCGCACAAGCAGCGCAAGAAGGUGAUCAUGCGGGCCUUCAGUCGCGAGGCGCUCCAGUGCUACGUGCCGGUGAUCGCCGAGGAAGUGGGCAGCUGCCUGGGGCGGUGGCUCAAUUGCGGCGAGCGCGGCCUUCUGGUCUACCCCGAGGUGAAGCGCCUCAUGUUCCGCAUCGCUAUGCGCAUUCUGCUGGGCUGCGAGCCCCGGUUGGCGGCCGACGGGGACGAUGAGCAGCAGCUGGUGGAGGCCUUCGAGGAGAUGACCCGCAAUCUCUUCUCGCUGCCCAUCGACGUGCCCUUCAGCGGGCUGUACCGGGGAGUGAAGGCGCGGAACCUCAUUCACGCGCGCAUCGAGGAGAACAUUCGCGCCAAGAUCUGCCGCCUGCGGGCCGCCGAGGCGGACGGCGGCUGCAAAGAUGCGCUGCAGCUGCUCAUCGAGCACUCGUGGGAGCGGGGAGAGCGGCUGGACAUGCAGGCGCUAAAGCAGUCUUCAACCGAACUCCUUUUUGGAGGCCACGAAACCACGGCCAGUGCGGCCACGUCUCUGAUCACUUACCUGGGCCUCUACCCCCACGCUCUCCAGAAAGUGCGAGAGGAGCUGAAGAGUAAGGGCUUACUCUGCAAGAGCGGUCCGGACAACAAGCUGGACGUGGACAUUUUGGCACAACUGAAAUACACUGGGUGUGUCAUUAAGGAGACCCUUCGGCUGAACCCCCCAGUUCCGGGAGGGUUCCGGGUGGCUCUGAAGACCUUUGAACUCAAUGGAUACCAGAUUCCCAAGGGCUGGAAUGUUAUCUACAGUAUCUGCGAUACUCACGAUGUGGCCGAGGUCUUCACCAACAAGGAGGAGUUCAACCCCGACCGAUUCCUGCGGCCGCACCCCGAGGAUGCGUCCAGGUUCAGCUUCAUUCCUUUUGGAGGAGGCCUUAGGAGCUGUGUGGGCAAGGAGUUUGCAAAAAUCCUUCUGAAAAUAUUUACAGUGGAGCUGGCCAGGCACUGUGACUGGCAGCUCCUAAAUGGACCUCCUACGAUGAAAACCAGCCCCACCGUGUACCCUGUGGACAAUCUCCCUGCCAGGUUCACUCACUUCCAGGGAGGACCCUAGCGGGCAGGAAUCCUCAAACCCCGGACUGAUGCCAAGUGUACAUGAGUUUUUAUAUAGUGUCGGGUGGACUUUAUUAUAUUUAAUUUCUAAAUGUAUAUUAUAAUAUUUAUGUGUCUCUACCACAGUACCAUGGUCUUUAAAAUAUUAAAAUAAUGAAUUUGUAUAAUUUCCAAAUAAAGUAAAAUUAGAAGGUA
This is a messenger RNA of Oryctolagus cuniculus (rabbit), 2442 nucleotides long. RefSeq names its product cytochrome P450 family 26 subfamily A member 1 (gene CYP26A1). The record is from RefSeq and is a predicted model, not a curated record. Gene Ontology annotation, biological process: sterol metabolic process. Lineage: Eukaryota; Metazoa; Chordata; Mammalia; Lagomorpha; Leporidae. Gene Ontology annotation, molecular function: monooxygenase activity; iron ion binding; heme binding.